GUACGCAGCUGCGGUUCCGGUCGGAGUUUCUUGACGUUGCCAGCUGACAUGGCUGCGCCCGUAGUAAGGAGUGUUCGGAAGCUGCUGAAGCUCGUGGACUUCACGUCGGUCCCGCGGAGACACCGAUAUAAGAAGAAAUGGGCUACCACAGAGCCAGAAUUCCCUGCCACUCGGCUUGCUCUGCAGAAUUUUGACAUGACCUACAGUGUACAAUUUGGGGAUCUUUGGCCCUCGAUUCGUGUUAGUCUUCUCUCAGAGCAGAAGUAUGGCGCAUUGGUCAAUAAUUUUGCUGCUUGUGAUAACGUGAGUGCUAAGCUGGAGCAGCUGAGUGCCGGGGACUUUGUGAAUGACGCCAUCUCUUGCCAGGAACCAGAGCCUGAGAGUGGCCUCGCUCCAACUCCAUCCCCAGACUGCAGUCCAAACCUUCGAUGCUUUACUUUCUCCAGAGGGGAUGUCAGCCGUUUCCCUCCUGCCAGACUUGGCAGUUUGGGUCUCCUGGAUUACUACCUGAUGGAUGCUGCCUCUUUGCUACCAGUCCUGGCUCUUGGUCUGCAGCCUGGAGACACCGUGCUUGACCUGUGUGCAGCUCCUGGGGGGAAAACACUGGCAUUACUUCAGACGGGCUGUUGCCGCAAUCUCGCUGCCAACGAUCUCUCCACUUCCCGAACAGGCAGACUACAGAAAGUCCUGCACAGUUAUGUGCCUCAAGACAUCAGGGAUGGGAAUCAAAUUCGAGUCACCUCAUGGGAUGGCAGGCAGUGGGGAGAACUGGAGGGGGACACCUAUGACCGGGUGUUGGUAGAUGUGCCAUGUACCACAGACCGCCACUCCCUUCAUGAGGAGGAGAACAACAUCUUCCAGCGCUCAAGGAAGAAGGAGCGACAGAUGCUGCCUAUGCUGCAGGCACAGCUUCUCGCGGCUGGACUCCUUGCCACCAAACCGGGAGGCCACGUUGUCUACUCCACUUGCUCACUGUCACACUUACAGAAUGAGUAUGUGGUACAAGGGGCCAUUGAGCUCCUGGCCAAUCAGUACAGCAUCCAGGUUCAAGUGGAAGACCUGUCUCACUUCCGAAAGCUUUUCAUGGGCACAUUCUGUUUCUUCCCAUCCUGCCAGGUUGGGGAGCUGGUAAUACCAAACCUCAUGGCCAAUUUUGGGCCUAUGUACUUCUGCAAAAUGCAUCGGCUGUCAUAGUGUCUCCCUGUCGGCUCUGUUGGGGGCCCCGGAAUAGUCGAGUGGCAGAGGCGCACUCCAGGGCCCGCCUCCCUCCUGUGGGCAGUAGGAAGUAGGACCACGGCCCAGCUGUGGACGAUCAGCAGGUUUCUGACUCAGACUUCACUUCUAUCCUGUAACCUGCCCCACAGCCCCUGUUCCAUUAGGGACUUAGACAGAAUGGGUGAAUUAGCCCAUGGUUUAAGCUGUAAACCUGGGAAGAAACAUUUAGCCAAUAAAGUUGCUGAAGUGCUCUAGAGCUGGGCCUGUAGUUGGGGCCUUCAUAUCA
Messenger RNA from Arvicola amphibius (Eurasian water vole), 1501 nucleotides. RefSeq names its product NOP2/Sun RNA methyltransferase 4 (gene Nsun4). Gene Ontology annotation, biological process: rRNA methylation. Lineage: Eukaryota; Metazoa; Chordata; Mammalia; Rodentia; Cricetidae. The record is from RefSeq and is a predicted model, not a curated record. Gene Ontology annotation, cellular component: mitochondrial large ribosomal subunit. Gene Ontology annotation, molecular function: methyltransferase activity. The coding region runs from base 49 to 1194 and encodes 381 amino acids. The transcript has 6 exons.